GUUCAAUGCUCAGGCUUUUCUCUCGCGAGGAAGGACGCCAUUAUCGGAAUCCUCACAAACAACACGAGAAUUCAUCAUUCACACGAUUUAAAUGAUGUCAGAGCAAGAUUUGGUGGAGAUAGUCCAGAUUGCAGUGGCAGAUUUGAAUCAUGAGGGUCACCAAGCAGAUGUCCUGGAGAAUAAUGAAGAAGCUGACCAACCUGUGAGGAAACGAUCAAGAAUGGACAUUAAUCAAGAGACAUCAGUUAAGUCGCUGCUGGUAUCCAUCAGUCAGGCUAUCUGUCAGCGGCUUGACAGUAUGGAGGCUAAGCUGCAGGUUCUAGAGGCCACUUGUCGAGGGUUAGUGGAGAAACUGGACAUAGUGAUGGGGAAGAACCCGGCAAUGAUCCAGGUGCCCAUGGUGGCUGGAUCCCCAUUUGGAGCCACUCAGACUUGCGACAAAGUACGCUGUGUUGUUUCCCAGACAAACGUCGUAGUGAGUGGAGAGAAGCAGAAGACACAACGAGAGGAGAUGAUUCCACACACCUCUGACUCUUUAGAGAACUUACUGAGCAAUACUGUUGGACGGGGGAAACAGAAAACCAUUGUGCUGAAGGUUCCAGUCCAGGAAGAGAUUCAGGAGGACCAGGAAAGCGGUUCUGAAACGAGUGACAUGUCCAACAGCGGCCAACCGUCAUCUCAGAAUGCAAACAACGUAACGCUCAUCACUCUGAAUUCAGAGGAGGACUAUCCAACAGGGACGUGGCUGGGUGACGAAAACAAUCCAGAGAUGCGUGUACGCUGCCCGGUGUCUCCUGCCGACAUGCUACACAUCAGCACCAACUGUCGCACAGCGGAGAAGAUGGCCCUGACGUUGCUCGACUACCUUUUCCACCGUGAAGUGCAAGCCGUCUCCAACCUCUCCGGCCUGGGCAAACACGGCAAGAAACAGCUGGACCCACUCAUGAUCUACGGCAUUCGAUGUCACCUGUUCCACAAGUUCACUAUUACUGAGUCGGACUGGUAUCGCAUCAAGCAAAGCAUCGAUUCCAAGUGUCGCACCGCUUGGCGUCGGAAGCAAAGGGGACAAAGUCUUGCCGUCAAAAGUUUCUCCCGACGGACUCCUGCCUCGCAGAACAGCUCAGAUGGAGUUUCGGCAGCUGAGACGUCGGCUAUCGAGACCUCUACACAGCAGGCCUUGCACUACGCCCUGGCUGGUGCUGCACAACAAGUACAGAUCCACCGUUUUGGAGAAGACGGGCAGGUGCAAGUUAUCCCACAGGGACACCUCCACAUUGCACAGGUGCCACAGGGUGAACAGGUGCAGAUCACACAGGACAGCGAGGGCAACCUACAGAUCCACCAAGUGCAUGUUGGACAAGAUGGACAAGUAAAUGUUCUAAGAGGAACGCAGCUCAUUGCUGUGGCAUCGGCCGAUGGGACCAGCGGAGUUGACACAUCUCCUCUGCAAGCUAAUGAUAUUCAGGUUCAAUACGUCCAGCUUGGAGCAGUCACUGACCACACCGGCACAGUACAAGCAGAUGCUCUGACUCCAACGCUGCAGGAGGAGAUUGAUGUUAAGGAAGCCAUUCAGCUCCAACAAAGUGAGAAUGGUGAGAUGGUCCAGAUCCAGGUGCCCAUGAACACCAUCGGCACAUGAGAUGCUCACGCAAACGUAAAACAAAUAUUCAGCGAGAACAUGGAGCAGGUGAAACCAAGUAGAGUGGGCGCUCAAGCUCUCUAAUUCUCAAACAAAAACCAUCAUCUUCAGACAACAAUUAUUGGUGAAAUCCAUGUAAAGCAAAUGCAAUUGUUUUAUGUGUCAGCUCUUUUGGAAACUACUGGUAGUCCCCCACCAAUAACAGUAAUAGCAUCCAAUCUGCUUAUUAACAUAUAAGCAAUGUUGGCUUCAAUGCUGUGGCUCAUCAAAUAUCUUGGGCUCCUGUCACAGUGCAGAACAACAUGGAAAAAUACCUUUUCGUCUUUGGUCUAUCUUUGCAGUACCUCUUAAGCAAAGAACAGGGAUGUUCAACUAGAUAUUGGAGCAAACUGUCAGGGUUCAAACUGAUAAUGUAAUACCCAGUUGAAAUGAACUGUCCUUCUCAUAAUUUUAGUACAUGUGCAUUACACUUUCUGUUGUCUCCAUACGAACCAGCAACAUUGUAAGAUAUGUGUUGAUUCAUAACUCUAGAUUUUACAGUUCUCCUUUUUGAUUGUGUGUGUGUGUUAGUGGGGCAAUUGGGGAUUAUUUAAGGAUGUCCCUUCUCCCUCAUCAAUAUAUGAUUUGUUUUCAGAAUGGUUAGCCCAGAUAAUGUUUGUUUCACAUUUGUUUAUUGUACAAAAAAAACUACUGAAAGUUUUGUGGAGCUUAUGUAGAGCAGUUUACUAAAACACAACAAAAAUGUGAUAAUGUAGUAUAUGAAUUAUGUACUUUUCACACACACACACACACACAUAUAUAUAUAUAUAUAUAUAUAUAUAUGUGUGUGUGUGUGUGUGUGUGUGUGUGUGUGUGUGUGUGUGUGAAGGAUUUGUUCAAAAUGAAUAAAUGACUGUUGUUUCCAUAUAUAGGAUCCUGAGUUUUCUAUGCAACAGUAACAAUAACUGUCAGACCAAAUGUAAAGGACUAAAGUCCCUUUCAAGGCAGUUCACCUGGUGGCCGUCUUUGGAAUGCUCUCAUGCAGCUGUUUUCUAUCCAUGCAACCAGAAUAAAAGUAAAGCUCCUAUCUACUUGUAUGGGAAAGACAAAAUCACCAAAAUGGUUGGUCAAGAUUACGAUCAAAGAACAUGUUUCAAAUCAGCAGUGAAGUCUGACAACAAUAGUCUCAUAAACUGCUUUAACCCAGAUCACGGCAAAAAAAAAAUAUAUAUAUAUAUACAUGUUUAUUUUUUUAGGGUGGUUCAGCUAAUGCGCAGGAGCUUUCUUGAGUUAACUGACAGAUGAUGUCUGUUUCUGAAAGGGGAUUGGCUCUUAUACCUUUAAGGUGGGACUUUCUACAUCUGCCAUGUUGGGCGUUCCAAUUUCUACUGAUUUUGUUCAAGCGCUCUGUCUCAGGCUCGAUAGUCUCUGGUAGGACCCAGGUUUUGGCAGAUUAUGUGUAUAUUUGGAAUGGCAUUCUAUCUUACUACUCACUAUUUUUGCAGUGUGCAGAUGUAAUGUAUACUGGGGAUAUUUUACAUUUUCUGUAUGCAUGUAAAAACAGGAGGACUUACAACAUUUGCCAAAAUCUGCAGUAUACAACCUGAUGAUCCAAAAAUAAGAUGACUAUAAAAAUAAUAGGUGAACAGACAAAAUAUACAUGAAAUAUGCUUGUUGCUGUAUUCUUGGAGGUUUUGUUUUUGAGGCAAUGAAAAAAUUAUUAUAAAGCAAUGCACACACUUGAUGAGUGUAUGCAGGAGGACACAGGAGAGUGGUUUCUUCACAAGUAAGGCUUUAAUUAAUAAAAUCCUGCGCUUUACAGCUUCACAAUAACUCAUCAGCUUCACAAUAACUCAUCAGCUUCACAAUAAAAAUGAAUCAGUUUCACAACAAUAACUCAUCAGCUUCACAAUAACUCAUCAGCUUCACAAUAACUCAUCAGCUUCACAAUAAAAAUGAAUCAGUUUCACAACAAUAACUCAUCAGCUUCACAAUAUGGUCUUUUGUCCAUGAAUCUCUCUGCAUCUUGUCGGUGGCGUGGUCCUUUUAUACCGCUCUCACCAAACUCACUGCAAUUAGAAACAGGUGUUAAUCAUAAUCUGGCUCAGGUGUAUGCACCCUUACCGCUUUCUCUCUCUCUGGGCGGAUGCUGGACCACGACCCCGCUGCCACAUAAGUAUUUCAGGUUUAUUUACAGUGUAAGUUACAGAAAUACUCAAACCAGCCCAUCUGGUUAAUGUUCACAUCAACCAGCAGAAUGGGGAAACAUUUUUAUCUCAGUGAUUUAGACCAUGGCAUGCUUGGUGAAUAGUAUCUCAGAAUGUCGAACAUGUCGACAUGUCGAACCGUGAGGCUCAUUGGCUGCAACAGCAGAAGACCAUGUUGGGUUCCACUUCUGUCAGUCAAGAACAGAAAACUGAGGCUAAAGUGGGCCUACCAUUUGUGUACCUCAGCAGAAAUCAGAUUUUUCAGACCAGGCAAUGUUUUUCCAAUUGUCCACUGUCCAGUUUUGGUGAGCCUGUGCCCACUGCAGCCUCAAUUUCCUGUUCUUUGCUGACAGUAGUGGUACCCGGAGGGGUCUUCUGCUGCUGUAGCCCAUCCGCCUCAAUGUUCGACAUGUAUGUUCAGAAAUGCUUUUCUGCAUAGUACUGUUGUAACAUGUUUAUUUGGGUUACUGUUACCUUCCAGUCAGCUUUGACCAGUUUGGCCAUUUUCAUCCACAGAACUGCCACUGACUGUUUUUCUGUCUCUCACACCAUUGUAAAAAGCUUCAAUAAAGAAAAAACGAACCCUAGUAACCGUGUCCUAACAUGCAAACUUUAACCAUGCAAAUUGGCUGAUAUUCCAAUGCAAAACAAACUUUUAAGAACUAAAAUUGUUUUAUAAAUGUUUUCCCCACACACACUGAGUUCAGCCAAUCUAAUAAUGUGACUAAAUUCAGUAUUCUUUAAAAUAUAUCAAUAUAAGUUAUUGGGACACAUGAUUAGCAUGCUCAUUUCCCAUUCUGAACAUAGCAAUUAUGCAUUAACAGUGUUGCAAGUUGAGCGUCAGUGGUAAUUGUGUGUUUAGGCUUUCAAAGGUCAUCAGGCAUUGUGGUUUAAGAUGAUUUCAAGCUAAUGAGUGGGUGUGAUAGCAACCAGCUAGAUUUCUUUAAUAUAUGUUUGUUACUCUGUGUUUGUUCAGUAUUUAUGCGGAUUUGGUUCAGUUGACCAGAACAGCAUAGUGAGAGUCUUGAGACUGUUUUAGUUCUCAUAGCUCACAGCAUAUUCUCUCUGAGCCCCCAAAACUCCCACUCAAACUCCCUCAUCUCUAAUGGGACCUAGUUAGCCUCUCCUCUUUUAUGAGAGAUGGAUGGAAUAUCACAGAUUGUAACCACUGGGCCGGUUGUCAUGGCGAAAGUACAAGACGCACUCUUGAGUUGCUAACUCAUCCUUUCCCGCUGUGGUGGGUUUUCAUCAAAUGUAUCCGUUGGAUUAUUUGUGUCUGAAGGGCAGGGCGAGGAAAAUAAAAAACAUUUUUGGAGCUUUGUUGAGUGUUCCCACGCACCCUAAAACAUAAUGGUGUAUUUUGGAACGUGCACAGAAAGCAGGCCUUUGAAACGCUGAUAACAUUUCUCCUUUUUGCUUUGUUUUUCUUUCUGUCUCAAAGUCUUUGAUUAGCUCUCUUGUACUCCAUCCAUAAUAUCUCAGAUUCCUAUUUUUCUCACAUGUUCUCUUCCAUUAAUUUCUCUGCAUUUCCUUUGUUUCUUCCCUGCAAUUCUGUAUUGGUCUUGUCUGAAUAAUAUCAAUUGAUCGCUAUGUUUGUUUCCCCUAACAGAUUUGAACUUUUAGAUUAACAAGCCAUUCAAAGUGCAAAUAUAAUCAAAUACAGAUAAAGAGUGUACGUGAAACUGCUUGAAACGUGUUUUGAAGUUUAAUUUUAUGGUGUUGAGGAUCUGUGCUAAAGUGUCUAAUGACUGUCUUAGCUAGAAAAUAUAACUGUAACCACACCACAUUAUUGUCAGUCAGUAUUUUUGAAUUUUGUGCCAAGAACAUGGUGGUCCACAGAAAACAACCAUAAAAAAACAUUAAAAACCCAUUAAAUUUUUUUCUUUUUUUAAGAAUUUCUGAAAAAACAAA
Xyrauchen texanus (razorback sucker) is the source of this 5736-nucleotide messenger RNA. RefSeq names its product BTG3 associated nuclear protein (gene banp). Gene Ontology annotation, molecular function: DNA binding. The transcript is spliced from 13 exons. Gene Ontology annotation, biological process: protein localization to nucleus; negative regulation of protein catabolic process. Lineage: Eukaryota; Metazoa; Chordata; Actinopteri; Cypriniformes; Catostomidae. Bases 92 to 1639 code for a protein of 515 amino acids. The record is from RefSeq and is a predicted model, not a curated record.